Messenger RNA from Siniperca chuatsi (mandarin fish), 4828 nucleotides. It is a transcript of the gene gata3, whose product is annotated as GATA binding protein 3. Gene Ontology annotation, biological process: embryonic organ development; negative regulation of transcription by RNA polymerase II; cell fate commitment. Gene Ontology annotation, cellular component: nucleus. Gene Ontology annotation, molecular function: DNA-binding transcription factor activity, RNA polymerase II-specific; RNA polymerase II cis-regulatory region sequence-specific DNA binding; zinc ion binding. Bases 2243 to 3574 code for a protein of 443 amino acids. The record is from RefSeq and is a predicted model, not a curated record. NCBI's taxonomy places the organism in Eukaryota, Metazoa, Chordata, Actinopteri, Centrarchiformes, Sinipercidae. The transcript is spliced from 6 exons.
GGUUUGCCUGAGUGAGAAACGCUCCCUCUGUCUGUCUCUCUCUCCAGGUAGGGCUAGAGGAAAAACACGACGCUUUGCCAAGUCUCUCUCAGUCUGUGCUCCCACGCGCCCGGCUGAGAGCAACCUCGAUAUCAACGAGGGGGAAAUAAAUUGGUAAUUAAUGGAGUCAUCACCUGAGCGUGUGGCCUUGUGGCUUCAAUCUUUGUAAACGUCUUGAUCCUAACUGCUAAAAUACAACCUUUAUCCAACUGAUCAUCUUACUAUUGAUAACUGAUAGUCCAUUUCAUGCAUUUUUGUGCAGCCAGUGAAUCCCCCAUUAAACCGAUCCUACCUGAUAUCAGACUGUCACAGGAUAAAGCUGAUACCUACGUGGUGCAAGGGCGUGCGCGCUCCCGCUGCCUACCCACUGCCGCUGUGAGAGGGUUCAUUUCCUGACUGUUUACACCGCGGUGACGUCACAUCCAGUGGCGUCGCCGAGGCUGCCCCUCUCCCCCCCACCCACCCACCCAUCCCACACACACGUACCCUACUCUACUAUUACACACUGCCAAUCUGAAAGUAUAUGGAGAAGCCAAACUGGGCUUUAGACGUAAAAUACUUCCCCGGGGAGCAGCCCCCUUUCUCCCGCGCAAUGAGGCGAAUAACGCUGAAGGCGCACGGCAUCAUGCCCGUGUGACACUGAACAUUCAGGGUGAAUUCCUCUCUGAUUUGGAGGGAAAAGGUUGCCCUUUAUAUUAUAGUUGCUUAUUUGUUAAAGAUGAAAAGCGAGGUGGGGUAAAUCACUCCCCGUGUGCGCGAUCGUGUUACAUUUAAUGCACUGUUUUGAAUAAAUAAUGACGUGACCCAUUGUUGCUUGUCUGUUUGAGUUGCUGCAGUGGGCAGGUCAUUGCACAGAUACUGUAAGUUAACUGACAGACAAUAAUAGCCUACAGUAUUUUAUUUUAUUUUUAUUUUUAUUUUUUUGGAGACUGUCAGCUCAGUCUCCCAGGCGCCCUUGCCCGUGCCUGCUUCACGUUGAGGAGAUCGGCUCAGUUCGGAUCUGCCAUUAGAAUAAUGUGCCUGUCACCGCGAGAGGACGCACUGUCACAAUUUUAAGAGCGUACGUGUCCCGCAACCUGCCAUUGGCCCAGUGCAACAGGCUUUGUUGCAUCCGUUCGUUUUCUCUUCUACGGCUGUGCACAGAUAAACUGCAGCAGACUGUUUGUAAAAGUGCAGACUUUAGUCGCUGGUGUGAUCGAACACAUAGGUCUGUAUUCUUUAAUUCUGUAUUUGAAUUCAUUGGUUCGGAAGCUUUUGUGAGUGGUUGAUGUUUACAUUUUCUUUUGAAAAUGUUGUUUUUGUUUUUCUUUUAACAGCUUGUUUAUAUUUAUGCACAUGUUAAUGUCUUAGAGUAAUUUAAGAUGCCAUAAUAACUUCCUACACCAUCAACUUAGCACCCCACUAUGUUUCCAUACAUAAUUAGGGUAUUAAGUUUUAUUAGGCCUACUAAAAAUAAAUAUCCCUAUUUUUAAUAAUAUCUUUUUUGGCAAGGUCAUUGAAAAAAAAAAUCUUGCAGCACUUCUGCAUCUCUCCUGGCCCACGUUAUAUUCAAUUAGGGCAGGCCCCUCCCCUUAACUGAUGACACUGACAGACCCUCCUUAAGUUGCGUCGCGCCACAGCUGUCUGCAAGCAUUGAGCUGCCUGGCGCCAUCCUGAAAGAAUGCCUUCACUGUAAAAAAAAAAAAAAAAAAAAAAAAAAAAAAAAAAAAGGAACUGGAGAGAGAGCGCAAGAGAGAGAGAGAGAGAGAGGUGGAGAGCAAGGGUGAGUGAGCAAGAGCCACACAGACGAGAGAGAGAGAGAGAGAGAGAGAGGAGCGGAGUUAAUGGAGAGGGCUACAACUGCGCACAGACAGAGAUUUGAUCAGUGAGUUUAACUUGCUGGUGCUGGUCAGUGUGCAGUGAAGCCAUCCACUGCAAACGAGCCCUGCGCCCGUACAAAGCUCCACUACUUGUUGAGCUGGGCUGAAACAGUGACUUUUUUUUCUGAGAGGAAGAAGUUCAGGAACUCUGCGUGGGACUAGAUUCCAUUUUGGACGUAUAUGUCAACACUUUUGUUGCAUUUGUAAUGUGGGGUGAUCGGAAGCAAGCGCGGAACCUGUGGAUUUAACAAAAAACGGAUUUGGGACAGAUUAUUUCUCAUCUUGUGACUUGUACCGGUUUGCUUCGGCGUGCAUGAACAUUUGUUAAAGAAAAAAGCAAAGCAAUGGAAGUAAGUGCGGAUCAGCCACGAUGGAUGAGCCAUCAUCCCGCGGUGUUGAACGAGCAGCAUCCCGGCUCACAUCACCCGGGCCUCGGCCACUCAUACAUGGACCCUUCGCAGUAUCCCCUCGCUGACGAUGUGGAUGUACUCUUUAAUAUCGAUGGACAGGGGAACCAUGUCUCUCCAUAUUAUGGAAACUCUGUCCGGGCCGUCCAGAGGUACCCUCCUCCUCCACACAGUAGCCAGGUGUGCCGUCCCUCAUUACUGCACGGCUCCCUGCCCUGGCUGGAGGGGAGCAAAGGUAUCGCCCCGCACCACAGCACUUCUCCCUGGAACCUGAGCCCCUUCCCCAAGAACCCCCUGCACCACGGCUCCCCGGCCAGCCUGUCCGUCUACCCCCCGGCCUCCUCCUCCUCCCUGUCCACCGGUCACUCCAGUCCGCACCUCUUCACGUUUCCCCCGACCCCUCCGAAAGAUGUAUCCCCGGACCCGGGCAUAUCCACCCCGGGCUCCAGCAGCUCCGGGCGGCAGGAGGAUAAAGAGUGCAUAAAGUACCAGGUGACCCUGGCCGAGAGUAUGAAACUGGAGUCAGCUCACAGCCGGAGCGUGGCAUCAAUCGGAGCAGGGUCAUCCUCUGCCCACCACCCCAUCGCCACAUACCCAUCCUAUGUCCCUGAAUACGGCCCAGGCCUCUUCCCACCAAGUAGCCUGAUAGGUGGGUCACCUUCUAGUUAUGGUUCCAAAACAAGACCAAAAACAAGGUCCUGUUCAGAAGGUAGAGAGUGUGUGAACUGCGGGGCCACGUCGACUCCACUGUGGAGGCGGGACGGUACGGGUCACUAUCUGUGUAACGCCUGCGGACUCUAUCACAAGAUGAACGGGCAGAAUCGCCCUCUCAUCAAACCCAAGCGGCGGCUGUCCGCAGCCAGGCGGGCGGGGACGUCAUGUGCAAACUGUCAGACGACAACGACGACGCUGUGGCGGAGAAACGCCAACGGGGACCCGGUGUGUAACGCCUGCGGCCUGUACUUUAAACUGCACAAUAUCAACCGACCUCUGACCAUGAAGAAGGAAGGCAUCCAGACCAGGAACAGGAAGAUGUCCAGCAAGUCCAAGAAGAGCAAAAAGUCCCAAGACAGCAUGGACGACUUCUCUAAGAGCCUGAUGGACAAAAGCAGCUCCUUCAGCCCGGCCGCCCUGUCUCGCCACAUGUCAUCCUUCCCUCCCUUCUCGCACUCAGGCCACAUGCUGACCACCCCCACACCCAUGCACCCCUCCUCGAGCCUCCCAUUCGCCCCCCACCACCCUUCCAGUAUGGUCACAGCCAUGGGUUAGACCUCCUGUGCUGCGCCACCCCUGAACCCUCGGCCUAGCCACCACAGUAUCCCUCGGUACCUCUGCUGACCUGCUACCAUAUCCUAAAAGACAAAUAAACUGCUCCUCGGCCCGACCUAAGCUAUCCUGUUCCACCACCAAGCUGCGGUGCGAGAGCAACAGGCUUUAGGCUCCUUUGUCCUCAGUUGUAUCUUAUUUUUAUAAAAUCAAAGUGUACCUCUGCGAUGUGAAUGCUUUGCAGACUUGACUUGACUGUGGGGCACUGACCUCCAGGGGGAAGAUUUUUUUUUUCCUCACCCAGGGAGAGAAAGAACAUUUUCUCCCCCCAGCCGCCGCCACCACAUUGAGGCUGCCCUCCCAGCUGAUCCACAUGAUAAGGAGCUCCAUUUGUGUACAAAAAGCCAUUUUUCCACACACGAACAUCACAAAAACAGACAUUAAAAAAACUUUUACAACGCUUUCUCCCUAAAUUUCCAAACCCGCCUCUCUUCACCUUGCACCUGUGUAACAGGAACCCCCCCCCUUCUUCUUCUUCUUCUUCUUCUUCUUCUGCUUGCUGAAGAUGAGGAGAGACAGACGUUGAAUAUAUUUGUACAAAUUGUAUGAAAUACAGUACAUUUAAUGAAGACUUUUUAAUUAAGUAAGAAAAAAAAAAAGGAAACAUGCCCCUGGGCAGCUAAUGACGAGAAGGGUACGAGUCGCAGCAGGUGAAGAGACUUGCCGCCAGAGGAGUGAGGAGAGGACGCCUCAGAGGAAAGAAAAAAGGGAGGAGGUGAGAAGACGAAAGGGAGAGACUUUAGAGAAAGGGCAGGCCUCGGUUUUUGCCUGCGUGAAUUGUGUUGCAUUAAGUUUGCAGAGAGUCAGCAGCUCUGGCUGCAGGCAUCUCUCUUUUUAUUUUGGAUGUGCUAUAGGUCUCGGGCAAUUGGUUUGUGUAGACACACGCACGCACGUACACGCACAUACACGCACACACACACACACACGCACACAUUUGAUCACCUGAAAGACUUUCUUCCUGCCCACAGAUUAUAUGCAUUGUGAAAAGUUCCUGUAUUUGUUAUUUGUAUGUAUAAAUCAGAGUACCAAAAAUACGAAAUAAACAAAGAUGUAGAAUUAUUUCUUUAUGUUAUGCAGACUGAAUGGUUGUAAAAAUUUAAUAAUAAUCACUAGUGUAAAAUAUGACUGCUUUUUUGUUUCGUAAUUUUUUUUCCUCUUUGAAAAUAAUAAACUAGUUUAAUCUCUGUUGACAUGUUA